AAAGCAGAUAUAGUGGUUCGUACAGCAUCGACCCACACCUGCCUCAGAUAUCCAGGAAAUGAAGUGUUCUUCACGCACAAGAUCAGAGUAACAAGACCAAAGGACUGAUUCCUGAUCAACAAUGACAUCAGUGCUGGUCCUGUGCUGCACAAAAAACACCUCAACAUAAAAAUGGACAGCGGCCACUCAGAGAUGGAGUGGCAGGAACUGUCCUAUGACAGAUGGACAGAAUCUCAUGUGAGCUCCUGGCUGAGAGCCAUAGGAACAGAAGAAACACACAUCAAAAAACUCAAGAAGAAGAAAGUGACAGGAGCAGUUCUGACAACUCUACAGAGGGAAUUCCUCAGCAACACUGUAAGAAUGAAUACUGUCCAAAUUGAACAUCUGCUGAGGAAAAGAGAUGAACUUCUAGAGUCAGGGCAAGAAACAAACCUUUCCUCUCAGGAACCGUGUGAUGCAGCAGAGCAGGCGAAUAUUCCCACAGAAUGCAGUGACAGUUUAACAUCCUCAGGAGAAGCGUUGCGUUUUUGUGAGUACCGUAAAUUUGACCAGAAUGAAAAAGACUGUAGGUAUGUAAAGCACAACUUGCUUCAUCCAGAGACAGGAAGUGACAACAUGCUUGUUCCAUGUCAUGAAUAUAAGUCGCUUGAGAAUGCACACAAACAAGACUCAAAAAUCCUAAAAGUAAAAGUUGCAAUUGAGGUGUUAAGGUUUGCAUGUGCCUGCAUGAACAUGAGAGCCAAUGGAACAAUUCAUUUCGGCAUUAUGGAUAAAGUCAAAGGCACUCACAAGCACGGGGAAAUCAUAGGGAUACCGCUCAAAAAUCAGGAGGACUUUGUGGAUGCUUUAGAUUACAUUGAAAGUUGCUUCAAAGGAUCAAAUCAACAAAGUGAUGCCAGGAGGUGCAUAAGGAACCCUCAAUUCAUCGAGGUGCUUGACAAAGAAACUACUGAGAGGACAUGGGUCAUUGAAUAUGACAUUAUCCCAAAGGCAGCCAUUGUAAAAGAUAAGAUAUACAGCGUUGGUGUCCCCAAAUUCACUGAGAAGGACAAAGUCAAAUGUGAAGAGAAGAUUCCCUACUACAGAGCAGGAGCCAACACAAAACGAGUAACUGAUGAUGAUCUAGUUCAGUUCAUCCAAGGGCUGAGAGAGAAAGAUCAACAGAGGGAGGAGGCAGAAGCUUCAAGCAACGAAACACCUCAGGACUUCAGAGAGGAUCAAAAGAGAAAACUCCUCAUCCUGUUAACAUGUGGAAAAGCACGUAUGGACAACUCUCUGUAUUACAUUGUUGUCACAAACAAAAUUCAGCCAGAGCAUCUUGACAGCAUAGACUUCUUGGUUAACAUGAAUCUAUUCUGUGUGUUUGAUUUUGAUCCUGAUUCGAAGACAUCUGGUCUUUGUGGGACAUACAAAAAACAGAAGGCUGCAAAUCUUCACUUUCUUAAAGACUACGCAAAUGACAACAGAUCAGAGAGUUCUGAUUUCAUAAAAUCUUUGCAGCUUUUUGAAAAAACAAGCUGGAUUUUCUGCAAUGGAAGAAGCGACUUCCCUGGUGGGGAACAAACCUGUGAUGAGACAACAUGGAUCAGAACAAGAAAAAAGAAGCUGAAAAAAGCAGUGUCGGUCAUCUGCAACGACAUCCUUCCCAGACGUUCCUUUGUCGUUCUGUUCUUGCUCUCAUCUGAUGUUGAGCAGCCACUUGUUGAGACUUUCCAUGAAUUCUAUGCCGAGAUGAACGGGCAUGACUUUUUGACUGUCCUAUCAGAGUCAAAAGAAAACUCCAAAAAGUUCUCAAGUCUUGCUCAGGUGUCGUGUCCCACAUCUACACUCAGAGACAUCAGUGUUGAAAUGCCACUGAGUCAUGUGGACGCCACCGUUCAAAGCAUUCAGCUCUCAAAGAAUCAACCCACAAGGACAUUACCGGUGUUCAGCGGAGGCCUGUGCUUCUUCAAGUCUGUUGAGGAGGCUACGCUAGAUUCUUUGGAAAUCAUCAGUGUUGACCAGUGUAAUGAAACAAAACUGGAGAACAUGACCCAGAAAGAGAUCCAACAAACUGAUAUCUACUUCUAUCGAGGUGGAAAGAUAGACUGGCUCAACUUCUGGCUUGCCGACAAACGCAAGUGUGGAGAUAUAAUAAAGAGGGACGCCUACAAAGAAGCUAGCACAAUCCUGGACAACAUAGUACCAAAGCCAAAGCGUUCCGUAGAGAGUGUGAUCAUAUACCAUCAACCUGGUAGUGGUGGCAGUACAGUGGCACGUCAGAUCCUUUGGGAUAGGAAAAAUAAAGUACGUUGUGCAGUAGUUAAACAGGGAAAGGAAAUUACAACUGUUUGUGAGCAUGCAGUGAAACUGAGGGAGCAUAAAGAAAAUGACAAAAACAACUGUCUUCCAGUGCUCCUACUGUUGGAGGACCACAAUGCAGAUUACACUGAUGAACUCAGAGGACAGCUUGGGAAUGUCAUUGCAACCAAAAAGAUAAAUCCCUCCGUGUUGUGCUUUAUCCUGCUCAUCUGCAGCAGGUCAAAUGAUCCAGAGAGAUUGUGCAGAGCAUCUCCAUCUCAAACAGUAGCAGUCACACACAAGCUGUCCGAUGCAGAGAAGCCUUUGUUUUCAGAAAAGCUUGAGCAACUCAAACUGGAGAACGAAACAGAAUUCAUUCUCACAUUUGUUCUGAUGAGUGAAGAGUUUAAAUCAAGUUAUGUUGAGGACUUUGUAAAGAACCUUCUUGAUAAAACUGAUCAUUCAACGCUCAUUACCCGCCUCAUCAGAUUCGUGGCUCUCUUGUAUUCCUAUGUCGAUGAUUCGUACAUAUCUGCGUCACACUGUGAAGCAUCUCUUGGCAUGCGUGUCUAUGUGAACGGUGCUCGGCACCAUGCCUUUGUGGAAGAUUUCACUGAGGAAGCUAAGCUUAUUCUCAUCCACCUUAGACAAAGUUCGACACACAUCCAGUCAAUAAAGAUUAUUCAUCCACUGGUGGCAAAAGAACUUCUGGGCCAGCUGUCUGAAAAUGUGCCUCAGAGUGAUAUUGCCAUGGAUCUCAUCACAGACAAGGUUCUUGUCAAUCACAGGUUCGAUCAGGAUACAUUCCUGAAGUUCAUCAAAGACUUGUUCAUUCGACGCAACAAAAAAAGCAGAGGAGAUCUUGCAGACACAGCUUUUUCACCCUUCAUCGAGCAUGUCACUAAAGAAUGUGGUGUUCAGAAAGCUGUUGACCUGAUGAAAGCUGCUUUCAUAGCUUUGAGAAACGAUGCAUAUGUGGCACAACAGCUUGCCCGGCUGCUGUACACAAAUUUCAGAUUUCAAGAGGCCCUUGAAUGGGCAGAAAAAGCAAAAUCUCUUCUUCCAAGUGACACAUUUAUCCUUGACACACUGGGACAAGUUUACAAGUGGUGGUUUUGCCACUUGUUUGACAGCCUUGGGCAAGAAGAACCAUCCCCUGAAAUGGGAAUUGAAAUCAUAAACAUUGCACUCAAAGGAAUCAGAGCCUUUCGUGCCUCUGAAAAAACGCCAACAAAAGAAAAUGUCACCUUUAACAGUUCAUACUACGGCGAAGUAGAUGUUGGCUGCAGGCUGCUAAAAUUCCUGUCAGUAGUAGAUGUUUUUUCAAACAAUACUGGAAAGACAGAGUUGAUGCGGUACUUGUUAACAGAAUACAUCCCAGCAGAGGUCCACAAACCCUGGCAGGACUUUCAUCAGCAGUUGAAAGGUUUACAAAGGAACUUGAGCCAUGCACUUGAGUACAUUUCUGAAGACCUCAGCUACUUUCAAACUGACAUUAGCGAGGAGGAUGAAGAGCUUGAUGCAAGGGAUCCAGAACAACUCUACAAUCCAAGAAAAUGGUUAACAAGGAAGAGUGCUGUCUAUGCUGGAUUUUUUUGCAACAUACCAGAGGAGAGUGACGGCAGUGAUGACAUGGCCAGAACAGCUGAGAGACUUUCUGCAUUCCAAAAGCAGAUGAGAAUCCACAAGCUUGGUGGAAGUAACGUUACAUCCAUUCUCAACUUGCAUUAUGACAAGAAACCACAGAAUGCAGGACAUAAGCUUGAGAGCAUUAUAAACAUGUAUCAAGAAAACCAGACAUGGAAAAACCUCGACCAAGCAGAACUCACAAAAUUCAUCUUUUGCCAAAUAGCUCUUAACUGUAUUCUACCAGGGUCCUCAAAGCUCCUGUCCCUUCACGAACUCCAGGAUCUCAGCAAGAGAUUUAUUACAAGAGGGAGAAACGUGUCAUCAGCAAGUGCUCUCUUCCUUCUCUCCCUUCUGUUUUGGCCUGAGACAAGCAAUGAACUCAGUUCUGCCGAUGCAAAGAUCCUUUCAUCAGCCAUUGAUGAACUUCAAAAACUCUGGGAGAUAAAAUUCCAAUACAUGACUCCAAGGAAAAGCAGGACCGCGACACACUUCUAUCUGGCAAAGCCAAGAGGUCUGAACAAGAUUGUCCACAAGAGUGCAAUUGAAAAGCACAUUAAAGGUACUCUGACUGAAAGACAACUAAAAUGGCGUGGAGGGGAAGUUUGGAAAACCAAGGAGGUGAUGCAGCUACUGAAACGAGUUGAAGGGUGGACAGAAAAUGGAAAGCUGUUUGUGAAAGUUGGAGGAGAUCGCAUGAUUAGAGUAUUUCCUCGAUAUUCUGCCUCCCUGCCAAAUGGGAAUGAAAAUGUUACCUUCUACUUGGGCUUUUCAUUUGACGGAGUGGGCGCCUUUGACAUCCAAGUGACAGAAUAAUGCUCAAAAUAUAAACCUGCAUAUUUACAGAUUUGCAAAAAACUGAAACUGGUCAUGAUCUUGAGAGGUUUCUUUCCAAUAGGAGACAAAACUACAGAUUUAUCAGAUUAAUUUACUCAUUGGAAAGAUGAAAUGUAACCAGUUUAAACAUUAUUUUUCUUGUUUGGGGUUUGUUUUUGUUUUGAGUUUAAAUCGUCUUUUUUGCCUGUGCUUUUAUUCAUCUUUGAAAAAUCCACUCCUUAAGACAACAGUUGGAUAUUAUUGUGUGCGUAUAUAUAAUAUAUGGAAUCAUAGGCCAGCUUUUACUGGGAGAUGGUUCUCAAAAAUAUGCUUGUUGAAUCUAGGGGUAUUAAACUGAUGGUAAAUAUAAAACAAAGCUAUUCUUGGCUCAAAUUUAUGCGAACAGUGAAGGACUCGAGCCUUGAAUUAUUUUUUUACUAAGCCUUUACCUUUUAGAAUAUUUUUUAACACUGUUUUUGCAGUUUAUUCCUUUUUCUUGUUUGUUGUAUACUGCUUAAAUGAUUUGAGAAGUGUAAUGUAUUUGUCGCAGUAAAAUGUUUAAAACA
Amphiprion ocellaris (clown anemonefish) is the source of this 5288-nucleotide messenger RNA. Its product is annotated as sterile alpha motif domain-containing protein 9-like. Gene Ontology annotation, molecular function: protein binding. Lineage: Eukaryota; Metazoa; Chordata; Actinopteri; Pomacentridae. Gene Ontology annotation, cellular component: cytoplasm. The record is from RefSeq and is a predicted model, not a curated record.